AACAUGGCUCUGAGGCUUUCAAGACAACUUCUAUAUUAGGUGGUAUUUUCUUUGUAUCCAAGUCUCUUUUGGGAAUUCAAGGACAAAAGAAACUUGACAAAUUUGCAAUUUUGUCCUGAAAGCUUCAGAGCUAUGCUAGAAUAUUGAUAAUUAUAUCGAACGUGGCCUUUUCAACCAGAAGUGUGACAUUUUCAGGGCCAAAAGAGAUUGCAGGUUUCAAUCCUACCCAAGGUCAAAGAAUUUACUUUCGCCUUGUGUGGUCCCCACAUUUCCUUUCUAGGGCUACACGCAGAAAGAAACACUUGGCUUGAUUUCCAGCACUCCAAAUUACUUCAGAGUUACUUUCCAGUUUUUUAUGCUUUGAUCGGUUUUUUAACUUACAUCUGUACAGGAAUUAAUAACUUUAGUGAUGAGCUACUUUGUCACUUCACAAAGUCUUCUUUAAAGGUUGUUUCAACUCAUGCAAAACUCCCAGAGAACACGUUAUGUGAAAUCAAUUUUACAAUCAGCGUUUUUCGCAUGUUACAUAGAACAAAAUUCUUAAUUUCACCCUAAGAAAGCUUGACAUGCAUGUGUUUUAGAGCUACCGGCAAAAUAGAACUAAUUAGGAGACAAACCUGACAAUUCGCUAUCUUGUCCGCCUAUUCCUUGGCGUUCCCUUCUUCGCCGCUGGAGACGAUCACGUAGGCUUUCUUGCCGGCGUUUGUGCUCUUGAAUUUCGGUCCAAGUAUCAGACAUUUUUCCAACUUUCUGAGCUGAGAGCGCACAGAAAUAUCGAGCUUAGUAGCCUGGCUCCAUGUCUUUUUGCUUAGUGGCCAGGCCUUCCUCUCCUAAACACCGAAGUAACAGAAAGUCAUGGAGAAUUACAUUUCGAUCCUUGAAAAUUUAGACUCUCACAAGGAAGAAAAUGCUGUGAAGGCACUUCAGCAGUUUUGUUCUGAGAACGAAAAGACGUUCACUUUCUUCCACAUAGAUACUAACCUUAGGAAGAAAUUCAUUGAUGUGAUUCUCAACGAGUUGACAACCAAAGACCUCGGACUUCAGUUCAAAAUACAUGCCCUGACUGCUUUGCGGAUUUUAAGCCGGGAUAAAGAUGGUCUGGGAUCACUUACAUCUGAAAAGUCAACCUUUGUUCUGUUGUCACUUGCAGAACUUAUACCUGAAGAAUCUAAACCGACUGAAAGUUGCUCGAACGAAGGCGACGCAAGGACGAAAAAUGAAAAAAGUAGAGAUGGCGGUUUGGAGAGAGUUGUUGCCGUUAGCGAUGUAGUAGUUGAAGCUCUUAAAUGUUUAUGUAAUGUAGUGUAUCACAGCUCAGCGGUCCGUCAGCACUGUUUUAAGAACAAAUGCAUCGAAGCAAUCAUCACAAGGGUGAAGAAAUGGUUCGACAACACUCGGUUAGAUACGGAUGUCAAGUAUUUUGACCUUAGAUUUCUGUUCCUACUAACGGCUCUUGAAAACACUGCGAGAGUAGAGGUUGUUGCUAACAAUGGUUUUUGUGUCCUGACUCAUGCCUUAGACAGCAGUAUUCCAGGAAAGGACCAGAGAAAAAUAUGCCAUGAAACCAAAGUCAGGGAUGGUUGUGGGCAGUUGACUGGAGCAAAACUUCAAGCAUUGACUGUCGUAGAGAGGGCCACAAUUGAAGAAAGUCCAAUAACCUACACUAUGACACAAGAUGAAGUGCGUCUCUCAGCUGAAAUCCUGAAAACGAUGUUUAACAUCACAAUAAACCUCCCUGACCCCAACAGUACAGACACACAUGAACACUGUGAGAGGAUUGUGUUCAUUGCACGGUCCAUGUUCGUACAUGUCAACCCUCUCCCUGACCACCCAGAAAACCUUCCUAACCAUGCUAUUAACAUUGUGAGCAAUAUGCCGUCUAACUGCCUUAAACAUCUCUUAUGGACAAUGCCAUCUAGUGUUUCUAGGAAGCUUGCUCAGGAUUUCGAGACAAAGCGUCCAUCCAAGCAAUUUAAGAUACAGUUUAAGAACUACAAUAUGUUAGCAAUUAGGGCCAUGUUAACAGUUCUUGAUGAUCGUGUAAAAGCCACCAGCCAACCACUACAGGAGAAUGUUGUCCCCAUUGUCAGUGCUUUUUGUCAGAUGGCUCGUGGAGACAACAUGAUCAGAAAGUAUCUGCGCCAGGAAGUAUUGCCUCCUCUUGGACGGGUGGGGACCACUCGCCCUGAAGAAGGACAUUUGAUAAGGAAUGAGCUAGUCAGGCUAAUGACGUCUCCACUGGAAGAUAUUAAGGAGCUUGUAGCAGACUUUUUGUUUGUUCUCUGUAAAGAGAAUGUGAAUCGUCUUAUCAAGUACACUGGAUAUGGGAAUGCUGCUGGGCUUCUGGCAUCACGUGGCCUCAUGGGAAAUGUUCAGCCUCAGAGCAAUGGAGAUUACUCUUCUGAUGACGAGGAUUCUGAGACUGAAGACUAUGCCAUGGACAAGUCACAGAUUGAUCCAAUCAUUGGAGCCAUUCCAAAAGAUGAUGGCAAACCUAAUCCAUUGGAUGAAAUGAGCGAGCAAGAAAAAGAAGAAGAAGCUGAGAAACUGGCCAAUCUGAUCCGUGACCUGAACAGGAAGGGCCUAAUCAAGACCGCUCAGGUGGGCCCUGAUGGGAGGCCUCAAGAGUUUCAAGGGGCGCAUCACAUGGGUGAACAGGCCUCAGAGCAGGAAAAUGAGCCUGCUGAGCAGGCAGAGUCAACAGCAAAUGGAAAAACAGAAGAUACUAAGCCAAUGGAUAGUGAAGGCAACUCAACAAGUUAAGAUUAUGUAGUUAAAAAA
Messenger RNA from Orbicella faveolata, 2781 nucleotides. RefSeq names its product chaperone Ric-8A-like. Gene Ontology annotation, molecular function: guanyl-nucleotide exchange factor activity; G-protein alpha-subunit binding. Lineage: Eukaryota; Metazoa; Cnidaria; Anthozoa; Scleractinia; Merulinidae. Gene Ontology annotation, cellular component: cytoplasm. The record is from RefSeq and is a predicted model, not a curated record. Gene Ontology annotation, biological process: G protein-coupled receptor signaling pathway.